Lolium perenne is the source of this 1155-nucleotide messenger RNA. Lineage: Eukaryota; Viridiplantae; Streptophyta; Magnoliopsida; Poales; Poaceae. The record is from RefSeq and is a predicted model, not a curated record.
AUGUACAAGGUCCUGGACCAUGUCACCGAGGGCUCCGUUCCUCGCGAUCCCGAUGAUGGCUGGCGUGCUGUCGACAUCCACAUCAGCCUUUGGUUCAUGGCAACCCUCAGUGACGAUCUGUACCGCCUCGUACACGCCCCCGAUGGUCUGGCGUGCACCACCUGGGCUCGACUCCAUCGAUUCUUCCUCGACAAUCAGUCCACCCGGUACCUCUACCUCAGCAAAGCUCUUCGCACCACCACCCGCGGAGAUAUGACCAUCGUGGCCUACGCCAGUCGGCUUCAAUCUAUCGCCGAUGAUCUCGACGCCGUUGGGCGCCCUGUGGACGACCAGGACCUCGCCCUGCAAUUCGUUGAUGGGCUCGGGCGCCGGUACAAGCUCCAGGCAGAGAUUUUGAAGACCGCCAUGCCUUCCUUCGCCGAUGCCACGGUGCGCAGGUCUACGCCGCACACCACUCCGGUCCGGCUGGCACCACCGGUGGGAGCGGCGGUGGACAUGGAGGCCAGCAGCCUCUGGUUCCAGGGGUCAGCCCGAAUUAUCGGGGGAAGAAUCCCAUCCCCGGUUUUGUCCACGGUCGCGGGCAAGGAGGCCAGCAGCAGCACCACCAGGGCGGGCGCGGUCGUGGCUCCCAGAGCCACCCCUCGACGGGCGCUCGCGACUACGGGGGGCGCGGCGGCGGCCACGCCUCGCAGCAGCAGCCCUGGCUGGGCUAUUUUGCCCUCGUGGGUGCACCCUUCCCUCCCGCUCGCCCCUCCUGGAUGCCUCCGAACGCCGCCGGCGUGCUUGGCCCUCGGCCAGUCCGGCUCAUACGCACGCCCCUCUCCCCACGCGCCACUCCCCGCACGACCUCUCCCUGCGCGCGCCGCCGACCACCUGCGCCGCCGCCAGCCACCGCCCGCGCCACCACCAGCCCCCUCGCCGCCGCCGGCCACCGCCCGCGCCGCCGCCAGCCACCUGCGCCGCCGCCAGCCGCACGCCCCUCUCCCCACGCGCCGCGCCGCCAGCCACCUGCCCGGCGCCCCCGUCCCCGGCGCCCCCGUCCCCGGCGCCCCCGUCCUCGGCAGCCUCCUCCCCGGCAGCCCCCUCCCCGGCGCCCCCGUCCCCGCUGCCACCCUCCUCCCGAGCCCGUCCCCGCUGCCGCCCUCCUCACUGUAA